Molecule: messenger RNA, 1372 nt
Organism: Tetranychus urticae (two-spotted spider mite)
Lineage: Eukaryota; Metazoa; Arthropoda; Arachnida; Trombidiformes; Tetranychidae
Product: transient receptor potential cation channel subfamily A member 1
Molecular function (GO): protein binding
Source: RefSeq, a predicted model, not a curated record
UUUUGUUUUCCAACCUUAAUCAACAAUUGCUUUUUUUAAUAUUCAGGUUAAAUUGUGUCUUCAGUCCUUUAAUCACCUUUGAGAUUUACUUGAUUUAAUACUUGUUUUCACUUGUUUAAUGGUUAAAAGCGUCAAAUGAUUAACUAUUUCAAUUCAACGACAAUUACUUUUGAAUUUGUGGUCAAAUAUCUGAUUGAAUUGCUUGCCUGGAUCAAUUUAAGUGACUCCGAGUUGGAAGAGAUUGUUAAACAUUCAAUUGCCAAAAAUGAUUUAGACCAACUUGUAUCAACUCUAUGGAAAAUUGGACCCAAAAGACGAUCUCAAAUAACUUCAUUGGUCCUUCAAUGUUGCGGUUCACUAAAUCGAACCGAUAUAAUAGACUCUCUUCUCGAUCAGAAGCUAAUAAAUCCGUACAUUUGGAAAGAUCGAUAUGAAUGGUCACCACUACAUAAAGCAGUGUACAAACGGGAUCUGGCUCUAGUUCAACUUUUAAUCUCUCGAGGAGUCGAUAUUUACUCUCGUGAAAUCAAUGGUAACACACCACUUCACAUUGCCAUCCAAAGCGUCCGUAAUCCACCGAGUGGCCUCAACGAUGACCAAUCAAAAAGCACUUUACUUGAAAUAAUUGGACUUCUAUUGAAGGCCGAUCACGAUCAGUGCAAGAGCAACCAUUACACCGACAAUGGUAAACCUUGCAAGUUGGUCAACGAGUACAACAAUUUUGGUAAAACAGCUUUACACUAUUGCGUCGAUCUUGAUCCUUCCCCACUGACAAUCCAACUAAUUUAUAUGCUAAUCAACGGAGGAGCCGACAUUGAUCUGAUUGACUCGAAAGGUCGAACUCCGUUUUUCCAUUUAACCCAAGAGUUGAAGCAAAAUUUAAGUCGAAACUCGCAUUCACCAGAAAAGACCAACACUGACAAUGCACUUCAUUGUUCACCUUUUAUAAACAUUUUACUUGAACAUAACUGUGAUUCACUCAAUUAUUUAACGAUAAUCGGUAAAGUGUCGCCGUUGAAGAACCUUUGCCGUCAACUGAUUCAAGAUCAUUUCAAGUCAACCAACUUCAACUGUUUACACGGACUUUUGCCCAAUGAGUUGAUCAACUAUCUUAACCGUCUUCUGGUCAAGUAAACACCAGACUCAAGAAAAUACCAGUUUCCAGUCAACAGUUUGUGUCAACCCAAACCAAAUUUACCAGUUUAGUCAUCAAUUUGGAUUUAAUUUUUCACUUUCAGUUGAUUGUUAUUUUUGCAUAAAUCAUGUAAACUCAAUUGUCACUAACCUUAAAGGUAAAAUUGUUUGAUAACAUGAUAUUAUUAAUGUACAAAUGUGAUCAUCAACAAUAAAAAAAAAGGUUUUUACCAAGGCU